Propithecus coquereli (Coquerel's sifaka) is the source of this 9959-nucleotide messenger RNA. RefSeq names its product replication timing regulatory factor 1 (gene RIF1). Gene Ontology annotation, cellular component: nucleus. NCBI's taxonomy places the organism in Eukaryota, Metazoa, Chordata, Mammalia, Primates, Indriidae. Bases 334 to 7686 code for a protein of 2450 amino acids. Gene Ontology annotation, biological process: telomere maintenance. The record is from RefSeq and is a predicted model, not a curated record. The transcript has 34 exons.
CCUCCGCCCCCUCGCGACGAGACGCCUCGCUCCCCGGGCUUCUCCCGCCCCCAGCCGGUCUCCUCCCUCUGUUGAAAGCUGCCCGGGAAAGUGGUGGCGGGAGCGGGCCCAGGCUCGAGCGCAGCGUGGGCCCAGGUGUGUGUUGCCCGGCCCAGGAGAAGGUUAGGGCUUGAGUUUGUGCGCCAGAUGCCUGGUGUGUAAAUGCGGCGUGGCUGAGACGCCGCGGGCGGGCGUGCGGGUACAGGGGCCGGACUCAAGCUGGGCCGCCGCGGGGCUGUUUUCCGUCAGUCACCGGGUUUUCUUCUCUUCCGGUUCGGGCCUUAGGUGGCCGACAUGACGGCCAGGGGUCAGGGCCCCCUCGCGCCGCUGUUGGAGACUUUGGAAGACCCUUCCGCCUCACAUGGAGAGCAGACUGACGCUUACCUGACUCUGACCAGUCGUAUGACUGGCGAAGAAGGAAAAGAAGUAAUUAUUGAAAUUGAGAAAAAACUUCUUCGGCUGUACAAAGUUUUAAAGACUCAUAUUUCCAGUCAAAACUCGGAGCUCAGUAGUGCUGCUCUACAAGCCUUGGGGUUUUGCUUAUAUAAUCCCAAAAUUACUUCAGAAUUAUCAGAGGCAAAUAUUCAAGAACUGCUUUCAAAAUUGAAUGAUACUGUCAAGAGUCCAGACAAAAAUGUACGUACCAGGGCACUUUGGGUGAUAUCUAAGCAGACAUUUCCUCCUGAAGUUGUUGGCAAAAUGGUACCCAGUAUAAUUGAUUCAUUAGAAAUACUAUUUAAUAAAGGAGAGAUGCAUUCUGCCGUUGUUGAUUUUGAAGCAUUAAAUGUUAUCAUAAGGCUAAUUGAACAAGCUCCAGUUCACAUGGGAGAAGAGUCAGUGAGGUGGGCAAAACUGGUCAUACCGUUAGUGGUUCAUUCAGCACAAAAGGUACAUUUGCGGGGAGCCACUGCUCUGGAGAUGGGAAUGCCAUUAUUGCUUAAGAAACAGCAAGAAAUAGCGUCUAUUACGGAGCAGCUUAUGACUACUAAAUUAAUCUCAGAACUCCAAAAACUAUUUAUGAGUAAAAAUGAGACUUAUGUGUUAAAAUUGUGGCCUUUGUUUGUUAAACUACUUGGAAAGACUUUGCAUCGAAGUGGGAGUUUCAUCAAUUCUUUGUUACAGCUAGAAGAACUGGGAUUUCGUAGUGGAGCACCCAUGAUAAAAAAAAUAGCUUUUAUUGCUUGGAAGAGUUUAAUAGAUAAUUUUGCUUUAAAUCCAGAUAUACUAUGUAGUGCAAAAAGACUCAAGUUGUUAAUGCAGCCUUUGAGUUCCAUCCAUGUAAGAACAGAAACUCUAGCAUUAACAAAACUAGAAGUCUGGUGGUAUUUACUGAUGAGACUUGGACCUCAUCUUCCUGCUAAUUUUGAACAGGUUUGUGUGCCUCUGAUACAAAGCACAAUAAGCAUUGAUUCUAAUGCUUUACCUCAAGGCAAUUCAUCUCGUGUAGCUGCUUCUGCAGGGUUAAAUCCUAUGACUCCUAUACACAAAGGUGCUUCUUCCCCAUAUGGAACCCCUGUAACUCCACGAUUGAACUUGAGUUCGAAUUUAGGUGGAAUGGCUGCGAUUCCUUCCAUUCAACUUCUGGGACUUGAAAUGUUGCUUCACUUUUUGUUGGGUCCAGAAGUCUUGAGUUUUGCUAAGCACAACAAACUUGUACUGAGCCUAGAGCCACUUGAACAUCCGUUAAUCAGCAGCCCUUGUUUUUUUUCCAAACAUGCAAAUAUACUUAUCACUGCUGUUCAUGAUAGCUUUGUUGCAGUUGGAAAAGAUGCCUCUGAUGCAGUUGUCAGUGCUAUCUGGAAGGAGCUCAUUAACUUGGUGAAGUCAGUUACUGAAUCAGGUAACAAAAAAGAGAGACCAGGUUCUGAAAUUUUGACCCUCUUAAUAAAAUCUUUGGAAAGCAUAGUCAGGUCUGAAGUAUUUCCUGUGUCCAAAACACUGGUCCUCAUGGAAAUUACAAUUAAAGGACUUCCUCAGAAAGUAUUAGGUUCACCAGCAUAUCAGGUUGCUAAUAUGGAUAUUCUUAAUGGGACUCCAGCUUUGUUCUUAAUUCAGUUAACUUUCACCAAUCUCUUGGAAUGUGGUAUAGCAGAUGAAAGGUUUUUUCUCAAUCUUGAAGCACUUGUAAGCUGUGUUCUUUCUGGUCCAACUUCACCAUUAGCUUUCAGUGACUCUGUUUUAAAUGUUAUUAAUCAAAAUGCAAAGCAAUUGGAAAACAAGGAGCAUCUCUGGAGAAUGUGGAGUAUUAUAGUUACUCCGUUAACUGAAUUGAUUAAUCAGACCAAUGAAGUGAAUCAAGGUGAUGCCUUAGAACAUAAUUUUAGUGCCAUCUAUGGUGCAUUGAUUUUACCAAUAAACCAUAUUUUUUCAGUACAGAAAUUUCCAGUGGCCACUAUGAAGACCUUAAUUAGAACUUGGUCAGAAUUAUAUAGAGCAUUUGCUCGCUGUGCUGCUUUGGUGGCAACAGCAGAAGAGAAUUUGUGCUGUGAGGAACUUUGUUCCAAGAUAAUGUCCAGUUUGGAAGAAGAAGGCCUUUCAAAUUUGUUGUUCUUGGAUAGGAUCGUUCAUAUUGUUACUGUAAUGUUUGAUUGCAUCGACUUCUCGCCAUAUGAUAUUAAAUAUAAGCCCAAAGUUAAAUCAUCACAGAGACCUUCUUCAGAUUGGUCCAAAAAGAAGAACGAGCCCCUAGGGAAAUUGACUUCUUUAUUUAAACUUACCGUGAGAGUGAUCUAUUCUUUCCACACUCUGAGCUUCAAGGAAGAACAUUCUGAUACCCUCUUCGCUAUUGGCAAUUCAAUCACCAGCAUUCUUUCCAAUGUAGUUGGACAUAUUUCUUUGCCAUCUAUGAUCCGAAAAAUAUUUGCAACUUUAACACAACCUCUGGCAUUACUUUAUGAAAACUCAAAGCUUGAUGAAGUUCCUAAAGUGUAUAGUUGUCUGAACAACAAGUUAGAAAAGCUACUAGGAGAAAUUAUUACUUGUCUGCAAUUCAUCUACACUGGAACAUAUGACAGUGAACUUCUUGAACAACUCUCCCCACUAUUAUGCAUAACAUUUCUGCACAAGAAUAAACAGAUUCGAAAACAGAGUGCUCAGUUCUGGAAUGCCACAUUUGCUAAAGUGACGAUGUUGAUUUAUCCUGACGAGUUAAAACCAGUGCUAAGACAAGCCAAACAAAAAUUUCUGCUUCUGUUGCCUGGUUUGGAAACUGUUGAAAUGAUGGAAGAAUCCAGUGGACCGUAUUCAGAUGCAACAGAAAAUUCACAACUAAAUGUGAAGAUAAGUGGCAUGGAAAGAAAAUCAAGUGGAAAAAGAGAUUCCUUUUUGGCACAAACAAAGGACAAGAAAGAAAAGAUGAAACCACCAGCCAAACUGAAACUUGAAUCUUCAUCUCUAAAAGUAAAGAGUGAAAUACUUUUGGAAGAGGAAAAGUCUACUGACUUUGUGUUUAUAUCUCCAGAAGGAAAAGAUGGAAAGGAAAGAAUACUAACUGAACAUCAAAAAGAAGUACUCAAAACAAAGCGGUGUGAUAUUCCUGCCAUGUAUAAUAAUCUGGAUGUUUCACAAGAUACGUUAUUUUCUCAGUAUGGCCAGGAAGAGUCUAUGGAAAUUCCUGCUGUAACCAGAAAACCAAAGGAAGAUUCCAAAAUGAUGUUUAAGGAGGAGCAAAUGGAGAGUGACAGUGUCAUUCCUCAAGAUGUCACGGAAAACUGUGGUAUGGAUGAACAGCUUGAAAAGGCUUCCUUUUCAAAUAAAGAGUGUGGUUCUGUUGAUGAAACCAGUUCAAAAAUACUGAGCAGUAAUACCGAUGCCAGAAAAAAAGCUUUAAUUCCAUCAAAGAAAACUUCAACUGAAUGUGCAUCUAGUGCAGAAAGUUCUGUUGUUGUCAGCAGUAGCUCAGUUUCUAAUGCCGCUAUUUCUGGAACUCCUCCACAGCCUACAAGUCGGAGGCAAACUUUUAUUACCUUGGAGAAGUUUGAUGGGUCAGAAAAUAGACCUUUUAGCCCAUCCCCCUUGAAUGACAUGUCAUCAACUGUUACAGUGAAAAGUAACCAGGAAAACAUGAUUAAAACAGGUAUUCCACCAAAAGCAAAGCAACGAGAAGUGACUCUUUCAAAAUCUGAUUCUGAAAAAACAUCAAAUGCAACUAAGAGAUCAGGCCGGAGAUUGGGUAAAGCUGAACAAAUAGGAAAUAAAAGGUCUAAGCCCUUAAUGAAAUCUGAACAGGAGAAAAGUACUCAGGAAUCUAUUGAAGGCAUGGUAACCUUAGAAAAUAACCCACCUGGUUUGCUUAAUCAAACAGAAUGUGUAUCAGAUAAUCAGGUUCAUCUUUCCGAAUCUGCAGUGGAGUAUGAAGAUACCAAGUUUAAACCAACAAUAGAAAAUGCUGUGUUACUAGAAACUAAUACUAUAGAAGAGAAAAAUGUAAAAAUUAAUUUGGAAUCCAAAGAAAAUACACCCCCAGCAGGAAUACCGUCAGAUCAAACGGUAAAUGACGAUAGUCAGGCUCAGAUAACUCCAAAUCAAAAAACCCUUAGACGAUCUUCAAGACGACGUUCUGAAAUAGCAGAAUCUACCACUGAUAGCCAAGAUAAAGAAAAUAAUCAUCAAAAAAGGGAAAGACGUAAGGAAGAAGAAAAACCUCUUCAGAAGAAUCCGUUGCAUAUAAAAGAUGAUUUGUUACCUAAGCAAAAACUGAUUUCUGAACAAAUUGUACAGGAGAAUUUAAUUGAGAAAGGAAAUAGUUUACAUGAGAAGACUUCUGGGGAAACCAGUGCUAAUGCUGAAAUUGACCAAAAUAAAAGAAAGCCCGACCUUGAGAAUAUUAAGUCUGAAGGAGAUGGUGCCCAGGACGUUGCAGAUAAAUCCUCUGAGAAACCAGUAAGGGGCCGAACACGGUAUCAAACAAGAAGAGCAUCUCAGGGUUUGCUUUCUAGCAUUGAAAACUCAGAAUCUGAUAGUUCUGAGGCAAAAGAAGAAGGUUCUAGAAAGAAGAGAUCUGGAAAAUGGAAAAGCAAAAGCAACGACAGUGUUGACAUUGAAGAUCAAGAAGAGAAAAUGGUAAAACAGGAGUGUAUAAAAGCUGAAAAUCAGACACAUGAUCAUAAAGCAAGUUCAGAAGUAGACGUAGACAUAAAGUCUCAGGUUUGUGAAAAAAAAGAUGAAAGUAGUACUGUAAUACUUGAGGAUUCUGCAUCUUCAGAUUUGUUGCAGAUUUCUGAUGAUGUAGCAAAUACAUGUGAGGGGGAAAGUAAAACUAGCAAAUGUGCAGAAUAUUUCUUUACAAGUCCACCUGUGCCAGAGUCAAAUCUAAGAACUAGAAAUGCCAGUAAGAGAUUACAUAAGCGAGACUCUAUUGAUAAUUAUAGUGUAGGAGAAUCCUCAAAAAUAGAGACAUCAGACAUUUCUUUGCCUUCUGAAAAAACUCUUGAAACGCUUGAAUGCCACCAUAAGAGAAGUAGGAGGGUGAGGAGAUCUAAAAGUUGUGAUUGCUGUGGGGAAAAAUCACAGCUUCAGGAAAAGUCAUUCAUUGGGUUAAAGAACACAGAAAAUUACGAUGUAAAGAUUAGUGAAACAAAAAAGACAGAUGUACAAACACCUGUAACUAUAUCAGAAACUUCUAAAGCUAAUCUGUGUUCUGAAGUAAAAUUUUUAGAUGAGCACCACAGUGUGGAUUUUCAUUUGGGUAUCAAGGAGGAUAAUGACACUAUCAAUGAUUUAUUAAUUGUAUCUGAAACUGAGUUGAAAGAAAAUACCAUUCAAGAAACUCUUCCUUCUGAAAUAGUAAAUUUUAAAGAGGAAACUUGUGGUAUGGAUUCUAGUGAAGUGAAGUCUCUUCAAAGCCAAGAGCCACCUAAUAAAAAAUUUAAAGCUGCUGGCCCGUGUUUAGCUGAUUCCAAAGAUAUUUCCCAGGAAUGUUCUUUGGAAACUAAAGAAGAAAAGCCAGAAGCUACCCUGGAAGGGGAACUAAGUCGAGGUUAUGUUGUUAAUGUUGAAGAAAAUGCAUGCAAAGUAGCAGAAUCCAAUCUACAGAAAGUAGAAACCAUGGAAUUGGAUGUAAGAAAUGAUAAAUCUGAAGCUAGCUUCUCUGAACAAGAGAGUACCAAAACUGAUAUUUCUGAAGAAGCAGCAACAGAGGAAAACAGUAGUAGUGGUGAUGAAUCUGAAGCAGACACAGCUAAAAAACUGUAUGCCAAAGAAGCAGCAACUGAGGAAUUUAAUUCAGGCAUCAGUCUUUCUGAUAAUACCACACCUAUAACAGUGAAUGCUCAAACUGAGAUGUCUGAACAAACAGCAGUUGGGGGACUAGAUGGAGGAAGUGAUGUGUCUGAUUCAGGUUCAUCUGAAGAAAUGAAUGCUGAAGUGGAAAAGUGUGAAGAAACAGUGAUCGAUGAGGUGAAUGCUGAAACUGACCAUGUCAAUAAAACAGAAGAUGAGGACAUGUCCAUCAAAACCUCUAAACCUGAAGAUGCUGAAACAAAAGGACUCAAUGCAGAAAUUGACAACAUUGUUUCUGACACACUUGAAGUGAGCACUGAAGAAGGAAAAGUUGACUGUAAUAAAACUGAAACAAAUACUGAACUUAAUGUACCUGAAGAAAUAGAUGAUAAUCAAAUGGUAGUGGGAAACGAUAUUUUACAGGAAGUUCACACUUCCAAGAAAGUGGAGGAACCACCACAAUCUCUGACAUCUGAAACAGGUAUCUCUGAACUGAUAAUAGAAGACAAUAAUGCAUCUCCUCAAAAAUUAAGGGAACUCAAUCCUUCCCUUGUGUCAGCAAAUUACAGUCCUAGUGGCAUGCAGACACGCUGUAUCUGGUCUCCUUUGGCUUCUCCAUCCACCAGCAUUUUAAAGAGAGGACUAAAAAGACCCCAAGAAGAUGAGAUCUCGUCACCUGUUAACAAGGUUCGCCGUGUCUCCUUUGCAGAUCCAAUAUACCAAGCAGGAUUGGCAGAUGACAUUGAUAGACGGUGCCCUGUUGUUAGGUCCCACUCUUCAAAUAGUUCCCCCAUAGUAAAAAGUGUUAAAACUUCUCCUACUGCACAAUCUAAGAUUACAGAAAUGGUCAAAGAAUCCAUGCCAUGCCCAACAGAAAGUGUUUACCCAGCUUUGGUGAACUGUGUGGCACCAGUUGACAUCAUUUUACCUCAGAUUACGUCUAACAUGUGGGCAAGAGGCCUAGGACAGCUCAUUAGAGCCAAGAAUAUAAAAACAAUUGGUGAUUUGAGUACUCUUACAGCAUCUGAAAUAAAAACCCUUCCUAUUCGUUCUCCAAAGGUGUCCAAUGUAAAAAAAGCUCUCAGAAUAUAUCAUGAGCAGCAGGUGAAGUCUCGUGGACUAGAAGAAAUUCCAGUUUUUGAUAUUUCUGAAAAAACAGUAAAUGGAAUCGAAAAUAAAUCUCUGUCUCCUGAUGAAGAAAGACUUGCCUCAGAUUUGAUUGAUCCUGUUAAUUUAGAAACUCCAUUAUCUAAAAAUCUUGUGGCACAGAUCAGUGCUCUCGCUCUUCAGCUGGAUUCAGAAGAUCUCCAUAAUUAUUCAGGAAGCCAGCUAUUUGAAAUGCAUGAGAAACUGGGUAGUAUGGCAAACUCUAUAAUAAAAAAUCUACAGUCACGUUGGAGGUCACCAGCCCAUGAAAAUUCUAUUUAGUAUUUUAAGAGGAAAUUGAAGUUUUUUUUAAACAUCACUGGAUUUUCUUGAUUGAUAAAACAAGUUCUGAAAUGUAGCACAAUUUCAAAGAGACUGUUUGCAAAGUUGAUAGCAUUUCAAACUCUGAAGGACAAUGACUUAUUAUGUAAGUUCAAUUUUGUAAGUUCAUUAUGUAAGAUCUUCCCCCACCCCCUAUAUAAUGUAUUUUCUUGGCUGCUAUGCGUAGUUUUUCAAGAAAUUUAAUUAUCUUACAGAGAUGUGAAAGCAAAAACUAGAAACAGAAGCAUACGUUUUAUUUCACACUUUCUUAAACUCAUGCAUAUUCUGGUGAAACAUGUAAUAUAAAAUACUUUAAAGUUGAAAAUUUUUAUUUGAAUUUUUGCUGAACUGAUAAAGGUGUUUAUAUUUGAUUUUUUUUUUUUUAAAUUCAUUUUUGUUGUGCCUGAGGUUUAGGAAAUUUAUUCUUGGUAAGACACCCUGAACAAGACGCAAAAGAAUUGGAACUUUCCCCAGAGAUGUCAACUUUUUGGACAGCUUUUGAGAAAAAUGCCUAAAGUUUCAACUUCUGGGGGUUAAAAUGUUAGUGCAGAAUUUACUAAGAUUCCAUUCGUUUGCAUUAGCAAAUAUUUGUGCAACAGCAUUUGCCUGUGAAAAUUUAUUCUUAGAGACACACAGUUUUCGUUAUAAAUGCAUGACUGUACAUUAUGUAUAGAUGACCAUGUUUUUAAUUUAUAAAAUUCAGUCUUUGUUAAUCGCAUGGAUUUUUCUUCAGCUUCUUGUGAAUAGUUUUGUUUGAUAGAAACAUUUUGUAUAUAUUAAAUACUGAGGUAUCAAUAUGGACAGUACAAGUGCUUCAUGGGCUUGCUGCAGAUAUUUGUAGAUUUCUGUAUCUACAAAUAAAACAACAAAUAGUUUUAUACUUAGUUAAUAGUCAGUUAAAACAUGAGUUAAUUUUCUAAAAGUAUCCAGAAUGACUAAAGUUACACAAGUGAGAAAAAGUUACACAACAACCUUGCUAUUCAUACCCUUACCUUUUUUCUUUUGGUUUGGAAGAGGGUAUCAGCCACUAGAAAGUAUGCCUCGUUACAUUUCUUCUUAGUGGAAUGUUAGUUUGAAUAUUUUCAUUGCAAAUUGGACAAUAAGAAAUCUAGAAUUUACCUGCUUUUUUUCACCUAUACUUAAAAGCAACCUUGGAAGAAAUUUGAAACUGUUCUUUUUUUAUAUAUGUAUGUUUUGUUUUUAAAAAUUAGGGUAUAUGUAAUUAAAAUAUUUGUAAAUUUUACCAGCUAAUAUUAGUGCCUGACUUCCCAUAUUUGUUUCAUCUUUUUAACUGAGAAUAUAUUUCACUUGUUCUGUGAAUAGAAUGAGUGAAUGAUCUCAGUUUUCACUUUAUUCAGAACCUAAUUCCUACUUAGAAAGGCACACAUUUCUAUAGCAAGUCAUAGAAAGUUUCAUCUUGGUGCCUAGUUACCUCUCCUAUAUUCAGCAGGAGUGUUAGCAUCAUUUUCGUAAUCGUACGUCCAUCACCAUUACAAAUAUUUUUGAGUCGUUUUAAGUAUGAUAUUCAUAUACCAAGAUGGCUUUCUAAAGAAAUUAUGGGAUCAUUGAACUAAGGAUUAUAGCUUGAAGAAAUAACUAAUGAAAAAUACUGAUUUUUUAAAAACAAUUAUAAUUGUGGUUUACAUUGUUUGUCAUUUAUUUCCCAAAUUAUAUUUCAUAGUACAAAGGCACAUGAGUUUUUAGGGAACAGGUGUGAACAAGAAAAGGGGUAUGUGUGUUUGAGGGCAGGGGACGGGGUACUUUUACAGAGUUUAGAGUUAAAAUUAUAGCUUGUUUCAUGACUACAUGCCUUAACAUUUUUGUGAACUAAACUUAUUUACAGGUUGAAGGAUGUUCUUGUAAAGCUGAACAGUACAGCAGAAAAUGUGACCAAAAUGAUUACUGUUUACUCAAAUCACUGAAUUUGGUAUAAGCACACGCAUUAAUUUAAAAAAAACAUUGUAUUUCAGCAAGAUUGUAUUUAAAUACAUUAUUUGACGACAUAGACCAGCUUGCUAAAUCUUCAUUAUUGCUGUGGUUAUAAGCGUAUAUUUAAAGUACUUUAUUUUCAAUAUUCUUGCCUUAAAAUUUUCUGCAGCUUUCCCCCUGAAUAGCAAAACAUUAAUAUUCCUUGAUCAGUUCCACUGUGUUGUUUCAGUAUUAAAAUGGAGCCUGAUUUUUCAAAUUUUUUCUAAUGGUUAAUAAAACACAUGGCAAAUAUAACUAAGAACACU